UCUAGCCAAUUUCCAAGGUUUCUACACAUCUCUCUUGUUCUUUUCCAUUCAAUAAUCUCCCUCUAUUUUCUAAGUUAACAUCAUGAUCAGUUCAAAGAAGCUUAUCAAGCUGGCCAAAAAAUGGCAGAAAUUUGCUGCCAUCCGAAGAAAGAGGAUUUCAUUUCCAAGUCUAAAUGAUGACACCGAUUGCUGCAGUACUUCUUCUGCAGUAAGCGAGGGUCACUUUGUUGUCUACACAGAUGAUCAAAAGCGGUUUGUUGUUCCUCUAUCUUAUCUCGAGAAUGAGACUAUUAGGCAACUCUUGAACAUGUCAAAAGAAGAAUUUGGACUUCCAAGCGAUGGGCCUAUUACACUGCCAUGCGAUGCAGCAUUCAUGAACUACAUCAUUUCACUUCUUAGCCGAGGGUUAUCCAAAGAACUUGAGAAUGCAUUGCUCAUCUCAUUCACUUCAUCUCGAUGUUCAUUAGCUUCGUUGCACCAAGAAGGGUGGAGAAAUCAGGAAUUGGUAGUUUGCUGAUAUUAAUCUCAAUUAAUUUUGUAAAUGAGGAUAUCAGUUGUAGCUCAAUACAUGAUGUGAAAUGUACAUAAAUCCAAUACAACAAUACUUGAUAUCCAAUAUGUUCAGUUCAGUAUUCUUCGUAGAAAAUUCAAAUAUUUUCAUUGCUUUCA
Messenger RNA from Ipomoea triloba (trilobed morning glory), 669 nucleotides. Its product is annotated as auxin-responsive protein SAUR68-like. NCBI's taxonomy places the organism in Eukaryota, Viridiplantae, Streptophyta, Magnoliopsida, Solanales, Convolvulaceae. The record is from RefSeq and is a predicted model, not a curated record. The transcript has a single exon. Gene Ontology annotation, biological process: response to auxin. Bases 83 to 517 code for a protein of 144 amino acids.